CAGUCGCAUUGACAAGCUCGAAGUGAAUAGUUAAACAAUCAGCAACAUGAAAGCUAUUAUCAUAGUUUGCUCGCUACUGGGUCUGGUGCUGUUGAGUAGUCAGUGCCGCGCUAACGAUUGCGAUGAGGUCAAGAAUCCAGACGACAGCGAUUUUAAAAACUUUUUUAAGACCUUUGGCUGCAAGGUGAAGCAGGGUGCCGGGGACGUCGCCGAAGCGGCUAGGCCCUAUGCUGAAAAGAUUGGUGAAGGUGCCAAGGAAUUUAGUAGCUCAGUUGCGCAGAAAUAUGACGAGCUAAAACAUCGCCUCACCGACGACGCCUCCACGCCAAAGUCCCCGAUCACUGGAAUCCCCGAUGCGCCAACUGAGCGUGUGCCUCUAGCGCCUAUUGCCCCAGCUUAUCCAGCAGACAUUGCGGGCAGUCCCCAACCCGUUGCUGGAUAAAUAUUGUGCAACGCAUGCCCCACAUUUACAGGACUUAUGUGUUUUUUGGCUUACUUUUUUUUUAGCAUUCUUUUUCAUUUUUAUAUUUUUGCCCAACAAAUACAUCAAAUUAAGCAAAUUUAGUGUUUCGUGCCAGUGUGAAAUGAAAUGCGUACUCUCUCACUUGCUAAUUUUAGAUUGAAAGCUAAACCAGAAAUGAACUGCUUUAAUACUAAAAACGCUUCAUUUCCGACCGAUUGUUCCUCAUUUGAUGCGGCUUUGUUGACGUAUCAGAAGUAUGGCAUAACCGUACUUACGUUCCGUUAAGUUCUCCAAAUAACAUUUGGCAACGAUCUUUAAGAAAAAUUAUAAAGCCGUUCGAAUUAUAAUUGAAGAAGUCCUAUAGAAACGUAUUCCACGCUUGCGGUAAGAAUUUUCCGAAUACUGCACAUAAGGUACAUAUGUAUGUCCAUUAGAACUUCUGGUGUCUAUCAACCAUCUUUCCACACUAACUGUAAGGAUAAUCAGUUUUAUACUGACAGAUGUAUGUAUGUACACUUGGCUUUUAAUAAAGAUGUCAAUAAAU
This is a messenger RNA of Drosophila novamexicana, 1007 nucleotides long. RefSeq lists its product as uncharacterized. Bases 47 to 442 code for a protein of 131 amino acids. The record is from RefSeq and is a predicted model, not a curated record. The transcript has 2 exons. NCBI's taxonomy places the organism in Eukaryota, Metazoa, Arthropoda, Insecta, Diptera, Drosophilidae.